AUGGCUUUGUUUCCACCAGUGGAUUCAGUGGUGGCAGCUACUAAGCUUGUUCCCAGUUCCCAGCUGGAACACCAGAAGAACAACUAUCAGCAUGAACUCAUACCUGACAAAGAGGAAGGUUUAAAGGAUCUCUAUGCCCAAAAGAGCCGAAGCUAUUCAUAUUCUCUUUCUGCAGAAAGCAGUCAACACGGCUCCAGGCACAGAGACUUCUGUUCAGCUGGACUGCAGAGCAAGUAUCUCACCAGCCAGACCAAGACUCUGCCAGCUAAAUCAGUAGCUGUACAGAAAGAAGGAGUGGAUCGUGCCCAUCCCCUGAAACCAAUCCUUCACCACAAGGGUGUGAGUGUUCCAGUGGUCAACACAGCACAGCCGAGAAGUUCCCCAUACAUGGAGGAAGGUCCAAAUAGUAGGCCUAGCUCAAUGAGCAAAGGGAAGCCUCCAGCAGGGAGGUCUCAGCUGGUUGCAGUGCUCUCUCCUUGGACAGCAGAGCCUAAACAGUCAGCCUCCCAUCUAUACAGGAGAGAGCUGGCCUACAUCCUCAAGUUGGAGGCAGAUGGACGGAACCUGGAAGAGGAAAUUCAGAAGAAAGAGGCCCUCCUCAGAGAGAAGCUGAGGAGAACAAAGGAGGAGCUUCGCAGGAUUCAAAGAGAGAAGGAGCUUGUUGAGGCAGAGGAAAGAAGAGACAAAGUGGAGAAGACCCAUGAGGGAAAAGCUGCAAGGCACCCUGAAGAGAAAACAUUCAGAGUUGCAGUCAGGCCAGGUGAUGGGGUCUUUGGCAGGGUGCAGUCUGCAGAGGCCACUGUUCCCAAGCCUGGCACCACUCUCUACCCCCAAGAGCUGGCUAUGGGGAAACUCAAGAAGGAGCGGUUGGUGGCCAGCAACAGCAAAAUUCGAGACCACAAGCCCAUGGAGCAUUUAGCAUCUUGUUCAAAGCUGGGCCCAAAAUGCAGCCCUUCUCCCUCUGCCGUCUCAGACCGAGAGUAUGGUGACCACCCGUCUGCAGAGGUGCUGUACAUGCAGGCUGCCAGCGCUGUGGAGCAGGGGGGGCUCAGACAGUGCAGCUUCUGCGGACGUAAGUUUCUCAGCACCAGGCUUGAGAAGCACACAGGUAUCUGCAGCAAGAGCCAAGGCUCCAAGAGGAAAGCAUUUGACUCCAGCAAGGCCAGAGCUAGGGGCACAGAACUGGAAGAGUAUCAGCAGUGGAAGAGCUCAGAGAGGCCUCAGAAUACACCACCCAGAAGGAACAACUGGAGACAGAAGCAUGAGGUUUUCAUCCAGACCCUGCGCCAGGCCCGCCAGGUGCAGCAAGUCCUCUCCAAAGGAGGAAAGGUGUCAGACCUGCCCCCAUUGCCUCCCAUUGAAAACCCAGAGUACGUUGCCUGUCCCUACUGCAGGCGCCGAUUUGCUCCCCAAGCAGCUGAGAGACAUAUUCCCAAAUGCAAAACUAUCAAGAAUAGACCCCCACCCCCACCGCAGAGGAGGCGCUGCUGA
Molecule: messenger RNA, 1491 nt
Organism: Haliaeetus leucocephalus (bald eagle)
Lineage: Eukaryota; Metazoa; Chordata; Aves; Accipitriformes; Accipitridae
Gene: ZC2HC1C
Product: zinc finger, C2HC-type containing 1C
Exons: 2
Coding region: 1-1491 (496 amino acids)
Source: RefSeq, a predicted model, not a curated record